Molecule: messenger RNA, 2655 nt
Organism: Amaranthus tricolor (Joseph's coat)
Lineage: Eukaryota; Viridiplantae; Streptophyta; Magnoliopsida; Caryophyllales; Amaranthaceae
Product: outer envelope pore protein 21B, chloroplastic
Exons: 5
Coding region: 50-490 (146 amino acids)
Biological process (GO): regulation of monoatomic anion transport
Molecular function (GO): voltage-gated monoatomic anion channel activity
Source: RefSeq, a predicted model, not a curated record
UGGUCUCCCACGUUUCCACCCUUUCAUUCUUUUGAGUCGAUAGACAACAAUGGAGACUUCCUUGAGAUACAGCAGCGCUGCUAAGUCCCUCAAAAUUCAUGCCAAGCAGAAUCUCCUUAUUGAUCCCGAUACUUUCUUCCAGAUCCGUGCAGAGCUAGAUACUAAAUUGGGGUCCCCAAAUUACUUCUGUGCCAUGCUGAGGCGCAUUUACGAUCAACCACAAUUGUCAUCUCGUUUUGGCUUGGGUGUGCAAUAUGAUAAGUUUCAGAAGCUUGGUUACAUUGUCCGUGGUAAAAUGGAAUUCCCUGUGACAUCUAAUGAUGACAACUCUAUCCGCUUUGUUGUCAAGGGACGAUCUGAUAUCGACAAAGAGUUCAAACAGAGGAGGUCCAAAGGAGGGGCUGAAUUUACCUGGAGCAUCAACAAUUUUCAAAAGGAACAAGAUGUAAGGUUCAAGGUUGGCUAUGACGUUGUUGACAAGGGUUGGUAGUGGAUGUGGGUAUGCAGGCCUUUCAGUUAGAUGAAGAGCACAAAUUGUGAUUCUCCCUUCUGAGAAUGUUACCUUCGCUCAUCCACACUUUCUUGUCGAGUUGGUUAUAUGAAUGGCCAAACCUAUGAAUUUUUGACGCUACUAAAUUCUUUUAUGGUGUAUUUGGAUACAAGGAUUAUGUUAGAAUUUUUAAAUGGAAAAAUUACCAGUAAUAAUACAACCUUUUGCUUAUCUUCCUACAAUAAUACCAACUUUUAAUUAACCAUGAAUAAUACCAACUUAGGGGGCAUUUCCCUAGAAUAUUCCUAACAUGUUAUAAAUUGGUUAAUAAACUAAAAUUGGUAUUAUUCUAGGAAAAAAAUCCCUUAAGUUGGUGUUAUUUAUGGUUAAUAAAAAUUAUUAUUAUUAUUUAGGGAAAUUAACGAAAAAUUGUAUUAUUCACGGUAAUUUUUUUUUUAAAUUUGGUGAAAUAAUGCUUUUGGAUGCAAAGAAAUUUCAAAUUGAAACCAGACCAAAUUCGAAGAUGAUUUAACAGUCUAUUAGUGAAGCAUUUGAGAUUAUAUGUUUUACUUUGUCAUUUAAUAUCUCCAAAAAUACUCAUCUACAACACACUAACCUUGUAAGUUAUAAAUUUACCGAAAUAUCAAUCUAUUUACCUCUUGAUUCUUUUGCGAUUAGGAUUUACUGUUGUCUAUUGAUGUGCAUGAUUGAUGGCUGCUCAAAUUUUUGAUGGUAGCUAUGGUGGUAAAAGUAGAACUUGGUUGAUGUCACUUGACCCAUACAGACCAGAUCUAUGAAUCAUUUUUUACGGUUAAUUAGGGGUGCUUCAUACUGAGAUUGGGGGAAGGCAAUGUAGGGGCUGUUCUCUACUUUAUAUUUCCUGGUUAUAUUGAAAUGUAACAACCAAAAGUAGAUAUGAUAUUAAUAUUUUUAUUAUGAAGUACUAUUUUCAUGUUACUUGGCUAAAAUUAUUAAAGGUGGUAAAAAGAGGAUGUAUUUGUCAUGUGGGGCAAGAGUAAAAAGAGAGAAAGAAAUGUAAGAGAAAUAUGAGGUUUUAAUGAGGUGAAAAGUUAGGGUGAUUGGAUAGAAAGAAAGUAAAGGAAAAUGGGAAAGGUGAACAAACAAGAAGAAAUAGAGGGAGUAUAUUUUUCCUCAAAAUACGUACAUUGUUUUUUUUUUUUGGAAAUAUCCUCACAAUAUCACCGUGAUUUUUCCCCCACAUCUGCAAAUAGUGGUUAGAUUUGACAGUUUUGGGAUGAGGAACUCUAGGUUGAUGACAGAUACAAAUCAAAAUCAAGGCAGUGAAGAGUAAAUCGUAAACGAUUAAUCAUGUUUCUAUAAUUCAAUCUCAUUUUAGUUCAGUUGUGUUGAAUUCAACUUAGACUACUCAGCUCAUCACUUUUGAUCAUCACUAUUCAUUCCACUAUCAUUCACCUCAUUUCAGCUCAACACUCCCUUCACUUCAGUUCAAUUCCAUCAUUUUCAUCAGAAGAGAACAAAGCGCAAGUGUUUUUACCAUUCAUGUCUUGAUAUUGGUUUGCAAAUCAAUAUUUGUUUUCAACUUUGGUUAUCCCUUUUGGGGUUCAAUCUUUCACCCCCAAACAUAACAGUUGGAACUGAAUUUCUCAAUGCAACUUCCCAUAAUCUGAGUUCCCAAAAAAGCGUCUUUCUAAACUCACCUAGCUCUGGUCUUUGACUUGUGGUCCCAAAUUUUCUGUAAUUCCUAACUAUUAUUGUUGGAAUUAUGAAUGCUAUUCAUCAGCACUCUGGCCAAUGUCCCUCACCCCAGAUGUCAUAUCUGACUCCUAGAUAGGUAUUUGAUUCUGAAUCCAACGCUCAUUCUCAUAUUUGAGCAAGUAAGGUUUAAUUGAGGAGUUUUUAUAACUAUACAUGAUUCUCCUCUCCAUGGAAACUUCCUGAGUACCUUCUUAUGGUUGGAAUUUCUUACUUGGUUUUGUCUUAAAUUGAUCUCUUACCAUUGUGCUGCAUUUCUUCUGAGAGUUGUGAUGUACUCCAAUGACAAAUCUAACAUCUUCUGCCUAUGAGAAAUCACACACUUGACUGUUUGUUUAAUUUGAUUUCGUCAUUGUAAUUCAUCCACCAACUUUAAUUUUGUAUAACUAACAUUUUUCUUGUAUCCAUUGGCUACUUUUGCCCUGGGAUCU